Molecule: messenger RNA, 1082 nt
Organism: Corapipo altera (White-ruffed manakin)
Lineage: Eukaryota; Metazoa; Chordata; Aves; Passeriformes; Pipridae
Product: translation initiation factor IF-2-like
Exons: 5
Coding region: 1-627 (208 amino acids)
Source: RefSeq, a predicted model, not a curated record
AUGCUGCUCCGCGGGUGGGAGACGGGCCGGCGAGAAGAAGGACCAGGCCACCGGCAGCCGACAUCCGGAGGGGAGUUUCUCCGCGGCAGCUGGAGCGGCGGCUGCUCCCCAUGGCUCUCCCCUGGGCCGGGCUGGGUGCUGGAUGCCGACGGGCGCCGCGCAGGAUCCACGCCGCCCCACUCCUGCCGUGCCGCCGCAGUCGGCGCCGCGCCUCGCUCACCUCCGCCUGCGGGGGGGGGGGAGGCGGUACGAGGGGGCGGAGGAGGGGUAGGGCCGGAGCGGGGGCGGUGGCGGGGAGGAGGACCUGGCCCCUCGCCCUGCGGGGAGAAGGGGCGGCUGCCACCGGCAACCUCGGGCGGAGCGUGCCGUGGAAGGCGGCAGGGUGCGCUGACCGCCCUCCUCGUCCGCUUCGCCCAACUUUCCCGCCUUCGGUGUUGGAAGGUGGUCUUUUUCACUGUAGGGAGGGAGUGGAGGAGGGAGAUCAACAUCUUGGCAAGACAAUUCAGGAGUGCUCCAAGGACAACUAUAAUGAAACAGCCUAGGAACAGGAGAGGACACCCAUUGCGAAGGAAUGAUGAAGGCAACUUCCAUCACGUAGAAUUUUCCAUCUUCACAGGAGCUCAGUGACAGGGAGGUGAUUUAGCAGUCUCCAGCAAAGCAGUACAGAACUAGAGUCUGAGAUGUUCAUACUCAUUAAACCAGUACACUACCUAAGCUAUCUCAGAUCUUCAUGUUUCCAUGGAAGGAUUUACUAUGCACUACCACAAGAUCACCCUGUUAGUUCUGUAUAUAACCUGUUACCAGCAUUUCAUCAUCUACCCACAUUAAUACUUCAGCAGACAACCUUUAAAAAGGCUUUACAAAGAAAGAUAUGGAAGACACAGGAGAAAUUUCAAACUGACAGCAGCAUUUGUCAGCUAGAAUCCUCUGGAAUUCAGAAGUCCUUCAUGUUAUUAGGUGUCUAAGAAGCAAUAGUUCUUUUUAAGACUGACACCUACAUACUUCCUCUAAAAUAGACAAGUAUACUAAGAGGUCUCAGAGUGUAUUAUGGCCUAGUUUUGUUCCUUAGUAGGUUUAAACAU